Messenger RNA from Musca domestica (house fly), 6554 nucleotides. RefSeq names its product zinc finger E-box-binding homeobox 1. Gene Ontology annotation, biological process: double-strand break repair via homologous recombination; interstrand cross-link repair. The coding region runs from base 220 to 5613 and encodes 1797 amino acids. Gene Ontology annotation, cellular component: nucleus. Gene Ontology annotation, molecular function: double-stranded DNA binding; single-stranded DNA binding; zinc ion binding. The transcript has 6 exons. NCBI's taxonomy places the organism in Eukaryota, Metazoa, Arthropoda, Insecta, Diptera, Muscidae. The record is from RefSeq and is a predicted model, not a curated record.
ACUGUCAAUGAAAAAUUUAGGGUUGCUUGUGUAUUUGUGGAAAAAAAUUUACAAAAUACUACUCCUUACCAAAUAUGAAAAAGAAACAUUAAUUUAAAUAAAUAAUAAAACAAUUAUGAGGCACAAUGCAAUAUCAAUGAGAUUGCAUUAAUUAUAAACUCAUUAAUUUGUUGGACAAAAUUUUCCAAGUAUACGGGUAUACACGGAGACGGAAUCACAAUGGAACGUUUUGCCAUUAAAAUUGAUAGGAAGCUAAAGGCAAAUUUAUAUAAAAUUUGUCGUUUGUGCGGAAUGGAUUAUCCAGAUAUGGUGCCCAUAUUGUCAGAUGAUAAGCCUGAAAAUGCUAAAGACGAUGAAGGAGUUGAUGUCGAUGCCGAGCCGGAGAUGUCCCAGAAAAUCAAUGUACUUAUUGGAUUACUGAUAACAAAGGACGAUCGUAUGCCGCAGACCAUGUGUACAUUGUGUGUCGACAAAGUGAACGAUUUCUAUGAGUUCCGUGAAAUGUGUUAUGCCACUUAUGAACAGACAAGAAAAUUAUUGGGUCUUAAAAAUGUUGUCAAGAAGCCAGUUGUCGAACCAAAACCGAAACUUGAAGUUAAGGAGGAGAUACCGGUGGUGCCACCACCAGCUUCCAAUAAGCUAUUAAAUCGUAAGAGGAAAGCUGAAAUUGAAACAGCACCGGCGGUAGUUGUAGCACCGCCGGUAGUCAGUAACAAGAAGCUUCGACUGGCAGCAACGCCACUCAAGGAGGCAGCUACGAAAAAGGCUAAGCUAAAAGCCAAGGAGUGGAAAGAAGCAAAAGAAGAAGAAAAGGAGGCCGUAGUUAAGGAUGAAUGCCGCGAAGUCAUUACCAGAAAUAUGAAGCUUAUGAAGGAAAAAGAAGCUAAAGAGGCAAAGGAAGCUAAGAUAACCAAGGAUGCUGUUAAAGAAGAAACAACCAAUACAGCUGUCAAGGAGGAAAGCAACGAAAAGGCAACAACAACAUCAAAGAAAGAUCACAAGGAAAAGUAUUCAAAAAAAGAACACAAGGAUAACAUCAAAGAAAGUGCUUUUGCCCUCAAAAAAGACAACAAAGAAGUAAUAUGCACAAAGAAGGGAAAACAUAAAGCCAAAGAGGCUAAAGAAGAAGAUGUGACCGCCGUAAAAGAUGAAAUCAAAGAAGAAGUCAAGGAAGAACCAAUGACGGCACAAACAUCUACGGCGAACUCUAGUAACACAGCUAUUGCGAAUCCUACAGCAAAACUUAAACACGGUUGCUCCAUAUGUUCGGAACGUUUUGGCACAAAAGGCAAACUGGAAGCUCAUGUACGAUUACAUCAUAUACCCAAGGUGGAACGUUAUGUUUGUACCGCCUGUAACGAAACAAUUUCCAAAAGUUUCGAUAUUAAAAAUCACCAGCUUUGGCAUAAACUUUCGAAAACUCCAUAUGUUUGUGGUCUGUGUGGUGAAUCGAUUGUCAGUACAUAUGCCUAUGCAAGACAUCUACAUGAACAUGGCUUCGAAACACCGCCAGCAUAUAUGGUCUUGGACAGAGAAUGUCCACAAUGUCACAUAACAUUUACCACAAAUUUCCUAUACAAUACCCAUCCAUGUGCUGUUAGAACAAGACGUUGUGCUGGAUGCAAUCGUUUGCAGCGCUCCGAAAUCGAAUAUGUUAAACAUUCCGCGCUCUGUGCCAAGGCCUAUCUCAACUAUUCGAAACAUAUUGCUCCGGCCGUUGAGGCGCAGGAAGAUGAGGUGCGCAUCAAAAACGAGAAUGAUGUUGAAGCGGCUGCCGAGGAGAUGGCUCGUAUUUCGGGUUUGCCAUUGGAAAUGUCACCUGUGGUACAACUGACAAGACUGUCUUCGCCACUUUUAAUGGCGGCAAAUCAUUGUCUACCCAUACCCAAUAUUGAAGAUAUUCCAACCACCAGUGGCAGUAAAAAAUCGGGUAAAAAGGGUGUUUCCAAAAAAGAACUAAAACGUGUCGAUGAACUACUCAAAUCAACCUUGGAUGUUUUGGUCAGCAUAAAACAUGAACCAGAGGUGCAUGUCGAUUCUGAAACGGCACCAGGUGCCGCUGAAGCCAGUGACGAUGAGGCAAUAGGCGAUGAUGGCUUUCAAAAUGAUUUUCAUCACAAUGAAGAAAGCGAUGACGAAAAUGAAAAUGCUGCUGCUGGUGAUGCAGGAAAUAGAAUCCAAAUCAAACAGGAAAUCGAUGAUAGUAAGGAUACAGCGCACGCAACAGCAGAAUCUAGUGAAAAUGGUGCUAGCAAGACAUCAUGUGGCUUUGGGUUGAAAUUGAAAAUUCGCAAAGAACAUGGUCAACUAAAUUCAUCCAUAAUUGAACAAGAAGCUGUGGAUAAGAAGUCAGAAAAACGUAAAAAGAAAAAGAAACACAAAGACAAGGAAAAAGAUAAACAAAAAUCGCAAAAGGACCAUGCAGAAGAACAAAACUCACGUGAUUCGUUUAAAGCUCAAAACCAUGUUGGAGAAAGUGAUGGUGUGGCUGCUGUAAAAGAAACUCCCUCAACCACGGUUCACAUUAAAACGGAGCCAGUGGAUUCCAUGGAAACCGAUGAAGCUCCUUCCGCUAUAAAUUCCAUGACACAUCGUCCCCAACCAGAGGCUACCAUUAUGACAUCAAUACCAAUGAUGCAGUUGCAAAUUUCCUGCAUUUCGGAGGGUGUGGAGUUUAAUGCUGCCAAUGUCAGUGGUGCUGGCAAUGUGGAGCAGCCAACUCCUCAACAUCAACAACCUCACAAUAUGUCCGAACAGGAAGAUGUUAAACCCAAUCGCGAGGAGUUGGAUAGAAUGUUGAAUAUUUCGCACAUGCCACCUAGUGUCAAUGAAGUGAUGCCGCCACCGGCCACCAAAUUGCAAAUAGCCAAUGUUACCGGUGGUAUAGCAAUGGAAACCGAUGAAACAAAAGAAGAAGUGGAAAACGAAACAACCAUGGAACAAGAUCAUACCGAUGCCACGGACGAUGAACACCACGAGGAAGAAGAAAAUGAACCGGACAAUCAGUUGCAUAAGAAAUUACACAUAAAACAACAACAAAAAAUAAUGUCACCCAGUGAAAAAUUAUCAAAGACAAAGUUGACACUGAAAAUAACAUCACCUAAAACAUCCACCCCGAAUAAAAGCCGUAAUAAAGCUUGUAAGUCAACUGCCAAACCGAGUAAUCCCCCAGUUGCCUUGCAAAUCGCAGCGGUUCAGAGUGGUGUUACAUUGCCGCCAUCAACAGCCGCCUCAGAGCCCAUGGAACAAAAUGAUUUUGUACCAAUGUUUAUAAAACCCGAACCACAACAUCGUGGCUAUGCCGAUGAAGAACCUGCCGCCAUGUCCCCAGAGAGAACACCGUCUCCAACUCCCUCGUCCGUUUCUUCGCCAGCAAGAGAGGUACCAGAAGGAGUCAAUACAUCAUCUCAGCAUUUUACGCCCGAGGAACAAGCCUAUAUAUCGACAAUAGAUUUCGAUAACAUUACAAUCAAACAAGAAAAGGAUUUGGAAAUUAAUGAUGUCCAAAUGAAACCUAAGAAACCUCUACGUCCACGUAAUCAUUCCUUGAAUGGUAUUAAAAAGCGUAAGGUUAUCAAGGAACAUAGCGUAGCCGAAAAUCAUAAUGAAGACGCUGAAGAAAAAGAAUGUGAAGCAUCUUCCGAAAUGGAAAAUGAUGAAGAACACGAAGAACACGAAAGUGAGGCAGAGGAAGCGGAUGAAGAGGCCGAUGAGGAGGAGGAGGAAGAAGAAGAGGAGGUUGAUGAAGAAGACGACGAGGAGGAGGACGUUGACGAGGACGCAGAAGAUGAAGAAGAACGCGAAUACAGAGAAUUGGAAUAUCCACCAGAAUUGGCCGAAACCGCAACACCCGAUGAUGGUGAAGAGACAGAACUGAGUGAUAAUGAAAAUAAUACAGAUAAUGAAAGGCCCAGUAACAUUGACGAAGAUGAUGAGGAUCUGGAUGCCGAUGAGAAUAGUCAACGAUCAAGCGAUCCAAAAGAAUCUCCUCUUCAAGAUGAGAGCAACAAAGACGAUCAGUAUAAAAAAGAAGGUGGUGAAGCCAAUGAUAACAAAACUCCAUCUGCUUUUGUUAUUGCGAAUAUUUGUAGUAAUGUAGCUGAAGCGGCAACAGGUAUCGGAGUUAUAUUAGAUCGGCCAGUGGUAAAUAUUAAACAAGAAAUAACCGAGUUUGAAGAGCCACCGCAAGAAACAGCACCUGUUUUGAAAAUCGCCUCAGUUGCCUCCGGUUCUUUAGAUUUGGGUAAUAUUCUCCCCAUUGAAAGUGGACUAGCAGCAACGUUGCAUCAGAAUAGUUUAGCGGUGGAACCACAAUGUCAUAUGGAAAUGGAUCAAAAUAUGACUGAAAUUCAUAGGCCAAACCAAAGUUUAACAGAAAACAAUAUGGAAGAUAAUUCCAUGGUACAGAUGGGAACACUGAACGAGAAUGUUAACAUUGAUGCACCACCACAAGAAGUUCGAAUAACACACGAAAGGCAUGUACAAGAAAACACAACAAAUCAAUAUUCAAAUCAAACAGCCAGUGAUAUUACGACAUCUCAGUUUCUUCCCCAACUCGAAAAUCCCAUGGAAGUGCCCACAAAUAGUAUUGAAGUAGGUGUCUCGAAUAAUAAUCCGUACAUUCCAAGGUUAUUGGAAGAUACAGCGGUGGCGAUAAAUGCAAGCAAUUUAAAUUAUCCUACAUAUGAAAAUCCCAAUACGGAAGUUAAUGGAAUUGCCAGUGAAAUGGGUGGUUUGGUAGGUGAAAGUCCGGUGGCAGCAAUACCAAUUCCUAAUCAAAAUGAAAAUCAAAUCUUAUCACAUCUUGCCAAUGAUGAAAGCGCGGUGAGAAAACCUCUUCUGCCACAGGGUAAAUUCGAGGAUGGAACUAUAACAGGUAUUGUCCAUCAAAGUGAUGACCUCAAAUUAGAAGCUAUACCUGUAAAUGUAACGAGAGAACAAUGUAACCCCUCAUCGUCCUCCUCCUCCGUGGCUCUUAAUCAAAUGGGAAGUCCCACAGCAGGGGAUGAAUACGAUGAAACAAAUGCUGCUGAUGGAGAAACUGAUAUGGAUGAUGAAAUGCAGUUGGAAGAUAAUUCAAAUCUGGCCAAUUUAGAGGAACAGCAAAAUCAACAAAAUCUUGAACAACAACUUUCAUCAUCCUCUUCACAGUUUGCAGCAACAGGAACGCGACCCACAGCCUUAGCCCUGCAUCCCUACCUGGAAGACAUCUCCUCAAGUAGUAAUAGUUUUUUAAGUAAUGCCCUAUCACAAACACCUCCGCCAACCCUGCAAACUUCCUCCAACUGCUCGUUGUCCGCGAUGGAAACGGUCGCAACAACAACAGCAACAAUGCCUCCUGUGUCACAGAAUCUAAAUAUAACACACCAACAAAAUAAUGAAGAGACUGAAAAUAUUCUAAACGAAUCAAAUGAUAUGCUUAAUCGUCGUUGUGGUGCUGGCUUUGCUGCGUCUUCGUCAACACAUCACACAGCAGCCUUUAAUUUUGAUAAUAUCAAUGAAAUUGCUGAAAAUAAUAAUAAUGCCAAUAUUGAAAGAGAACAAUUACAGGAUGACCAACAGCAACAAAGAAGACAUCAACAACAGCAUCAGGGCAUGGAUGAUGUAACGUAAAGCAAUAAAUGUGCUAUGGAAACACCUGUUGAUUAUGUCCCAAAAAAAAAAAAAAAUAAACAAUCCAAUCUGUUUUUUCACUUCUUUUACAACAUUAAAUUAAUUUAAAUGCCGUAAAUAUAAAUAUUGACAUCCACAUUCAAGUCCACCCAAGCACAUAACAUAUUUCAAUACAAAACAUUCAAUAAGAGAUUUUGCGGGUGAUCCGCAAUCAUUUUGCUUUUUUGUAAAUUAUUCUCAACAAACUAUUUCACAUACACAUUCACUCAUACAACAAUAAACAAUAACAUUUACCCUAAUGUAUAGAUAAGUUAAGUUAUUUAUAUAUACGAAAAAAAAAAAGAAAUACAUGCCCCUUCCCCUCCUUUCCUUAUUAAGUUUUGUUUUAUAAAAUUUAAAAUUGAAAACUCAUUGUACAAUGAAAGAAAUCUCAUUUCUAAGUCCCCCGCCGUUACAGCCGAUUUUAUAUUGUAUAAUUUUGUAUUAGUCAAAAACAUGUGUGUAGUUUUUUUUUCGUUUCGCCUUUUCCCACCCAUCUUUACCAUAUAGAUUUAAGUUCUUUAUGUUUAGUUGUUGUCAUAAAUGUAUACAGAUUGCAUACAGCACACACACACACACUCCCCCAUAGGCCUAGGCUUAAGUUAAGGAUAAGUUUAUACUUCAUUAUUGAAUUGCAAUUCAUAUUUAAUUUAAUUAUUAUUAUUGUUUCAUUCUAAGAUACUAAUUCAGUUUUUUUUUUUAUCAAAGAUGAUUGAUAAUUGUUCAUAGAAAUAAAAAUAACGAUCGAAAUAAUAACAUAAAAUAUUUGUUAAUAGAAAUUGAAACGCUCGUAAAAUAAUAUUACAUGUGUAGAGUAUAAAUACGAAAAUAUAGAUAUGUAUGAACACGAUAAUAAUAUCUAACAAAUAUAUAAGGAUACGGCUUAAAUUUUAAACAACAAA